AUGUCCCUACCAACGACGUACAACGUGAGGAACAAUAAGGCUUCUCUAGUGGGCAGCUGGGUCGAGGAAGACGCUCUCCGUGACAAGACCGGCAACGCCAGUCGAAAGGUACCAGCACCUUACUUCGCACCAGGAAAUCUUGGAUCGAGCCGACAUACGAGCGUUCAUGCCAGCGAGAUCACAUCACCUCUGUUCGAAACUACACUCCGAGCGAGCCACCGGUACGCCGGCUACGCGGCAGCUAAGCCAGGGUCUGGACCUCGAAAAUUUCUUCGUGGCCAGCUCUUAGCUGAGACUGCCCAGCGUCUUCACAGUAAGCAGCGUGCACGCGAACGAGAGGAGCAACAACUCGAUUGCCACGAAGCAGCACUCACGACGAUAGCGAGUUCGUACCUACCGGUGGACACGUCGGCGCUAGUCAAGGAGCCGAUUCCUCGAGGACGCGAUGGCUCUCUGGCUCCAUCGACCAAAUGA
Molecule: messenger RNA, 474 nt
Organism: Phytophthora infestans T30-4
Lineage: Eukaryota; Oomycota; Peronosporomycetes; Peronosporales; Peronosporaceae
Exons: 4
Coding region: 1-474 (157 amino acids)
Source: RefSeq, a predicted model, not a curated record